Rotaria sordida is the source of this 648-nucleotide messenger RNA. Lineage: Eukaryota; Metazoa; Rotifera; Eurotatoria; Philodinida; Philodinidae. The record is from the annotation of a GenBank genome assembly.
AUGGUUCGUUUUGUUGUGGCUCAAUUGUACAAUGGAAUCAUUGGUAACAAUGAAAAAGAUUAUAUCACCGUAUUUUUGCUCACUGUCAUUACGGAUAUUCUAAUUUAUAUAAUUAUACGACAUAAACAUACACUGAUUGAUAAGAAAGAUCUAUUUUGUCAUGUAUUCUUCUUUAAUUCAACAUCAUUUAUAUCUUUUAUUGCUCUAUCUCGAUCAUUAUCACAUGCAUGGAUAACAUUUCUUCUAGUUACAAUGAAAGUAUUUUAUUUAUAUCAAAUGGAUUUUUUCAUGAUAAUAGUUGCUGCUUUUGGUAUGCUUGUUUCCUUUCAUGAUCAAACAUUAUUAUUCAUCAUCAUGUGUUGGCCACUGUUUAUUCAACGAUGGAUUCUAUUUAGCAAAAAUGAAAAACAUGAAGAACAAAGGAAAAAAUUAAUAAAUUGUAGUAUGUUAAUUAUUUUGAGUAUAUAUGCAUAUAUUCAUAGCAAACCAAUAAUAAUAACUACUUGGAUUUUACCACCAUGGAUGUUGUACUAUGAUCUACUUUUUACUUUAUAUGUAUUAAAUUUACCAAUAAAACUAACAGAGUUUCUCUUUGAAAUCAUUUUUAUGUCCUUAUCAAUUUUAUUUUCAUUUCAACGAGAUCUUUAG